Scutellospora calospora is the source of this 1158-nucleotide messenger RNA. The record is from the annotation of a GenBank genome assembly. NCBI's taxonomy places the organism in Eukaryota, Fungi, Glomeromycota, Glomeromycetes, Diversisporales, Gigasporaceae.
AUGACAACCACAACUUCACCUCCAAAAAAUGUAAAAGUUUUGGAAGGAGCAAAAAUUACACUUACGACAGUUUCUUCUGAACAAACUAUCUAUGAUGAUAAAAAUCUCGUUAAAUCUCCAUUAGAAAUGAAUUUUCCUGCUCAAAAAGGGGAUGAAAAUGCAAAGGAUGAAAAGCAAAAAUCAAACCUUGAUCGAAGAGUAACUUUAGAUAAAAAACUUUCCACCGCGGUUACCGAUGUGAUGAACGUUGAUGAUGCUAAAGUAUCUACUAAAAUUGAAAACGGUGGUGAAUUAGUAAUUAUGAGUGAUUUAAAUAUGAGUGAUAUUACAAAAUCAGCUGUAUUCCUUGCUGAAUAUAAAAUUCUCAAAUACGGUGAAACUAACGCUGAAUUAGAACUUCAUUUAAAAGCAAUGUCAGCAGUAGUACAUAUAGCUUCAAGAUCAAUUUCAAUGUUAGAACAAGAAACACGUGAAAGACUUUAUAAAAGUGUUGCAAGAUUUUGGGAUGCAUCACAACGUACAUCAGCUAAAAUAAAUCCAAAUAUAACAUUUUAUCUUCGUGAAAUUAGAUGUUGUUUAAAAAAAAUUAAAGAUGAUCAAACAAAAAUGGAAUUUGGUCUUUUAUUUGUAAGAAAUCUUGCUGAUGCUGCUGUUCAUGCUGCUAUUAAAAAUUAUUUUGCCGCGGCUGCUUGCGCUGUUAAAUCAUUUUCGUUUGAGUAUCCAGCAGGAGAAUGGUACGAAAAAUGGAGAGUAAUUCUUGAAGAAUUCAUCCAAUUAAAACAAACUUAUGAAGGUUACCCUGAAUUUUGGAAGAAAUUAUAUAAUAUAGCACGUGAAGAAUUUAAAUAUAUUAGAGAAAAACGAGCUUCAAUUGCUGUAAAAAAUGCUAAAUAUAAAGUUCUUAAACGUGGAAGCGAAAUAUUCUUUUGUUCAUUACCCGAUAAUGUUGAUACCUUAUUAAUAGGUUAUCUAAUUUUAAUGGAACGUUUAAUUAAAGAAUUCCCACAAUAUUUUGAACCUGAUAAUAAUUAUUCAAUUGAAAUACUUGAAUUUUGUCAAGAAAUUGUUAAUUCGGAUAUUAAAAAACAAUUAUCGGCCAAAGCAAUCGAAAUUAUCUUGAUUAUUCAAGAUCAAAUUGAUGUUAUGCAAGGAUCAAAG